GUUACCAAUCGAAGUCAUUCCACAUCUCAUUUCCAAUGCCGUCCGAACAAGAAACGCCUGUUCUGGAAGUAAACCAGAAGCUUCUCCGGCAGCUUGAAGAGUUUGGAUUCUCACUGGCCCGAUCAGCACGAGCCCUUCACUAUUCUGGAAAUUCUAGUCUUGAGGAUGCUAUAAAUUGGAUCAUUAAUCACGAGAAUGAUGCAGACAUUGAUGAAAUGCCCUUGGUAUCAGUCAACAUCGAAAUUGAGUCUCUUGAACCUGACCUUACAACAGAAGAAAUCAAAAUGAAAGCACAGGAAUUAAGGGAUCGAGCUCGCCAGAAGAAAGAAGACGAAGAAAAGAAAUUGGACAGAGAAAAGGAGAAGGAAAGGAUUCGAGCAGGUAAAGAGUUAUUUGAAGCAAAGCGAAUUGCAGAGGACAAUGAAAGAAAACGCUUCAUAGCCCUAAAGAAAGCAGAGAAAGAGGAAGAGAAAAGAGCUAGGGAGAAAGUUCUUCAAAAACUAGAAGCGGACAAGAUUUUUAAAAGACCUUUGCUAUUGGAUCUAUCAGUCCAUUUUUAUGCUGAGAAUGUUUAUUUCUGUUUGAAAAUAUUUUAG
Molecule: messenger RNA, 596 nt
Organism: Pistacia vera
Lineage: Eukaryota; Viridiplantae; Streptophyta; Magnoliopsida; Sapindales; Anacardiaceae
Product: UBX domain-containing protein 1-like
Exons: 8
Coding region: 36-596 (186 amino acids)
Molecular function (GO): protein binding
Source: RefSeq, a predicted model, not a curated record